Hyaloperonospora brassicae is the source of this 1593-nucleotide messenger RNA. The record is from the annotation of a GenBank genome assembly. NCBI's taxonomy places the organism in Eukaryota, Oomycota, Peronosporomycetes, Peronosporales, Peronosporaceae.
AUGCACCGACCAAAGCCGUGCAAGUUCUUCUUGCAGGGCACAUGUCGCAACGGCGCCGCCUGCCGCUUUGCCCACGACGGACGUGGCCCCAGUAGCGGCUUUGGCGCCCUGUCGCAGUCCACGAGCUCGCGGCUGCCGCCAGCGGGUGUCGCGAUGACAGAGGCAGGACGGGCGCUGGCGAUCGAAGAGCUCCGCCAUCCGCCUCGGUGGCCACUGUCAGGUUUUGCCGUCACAAAAGGCCUGCCGAGCGUAGUCGCGGGCGACGUGAGCUGUGAAGAAGCGCGAUGGGAAGCGUACCAGGAGCUCUACACGUCCGGCAGCUGUGUCCAGUCGACGCAGAAGCUACACGCACUGGCAGCCGAGCAGCAGAUACAGCGGCAGCGGGUCUUGUCGCUGCUGGAGGACCACCAGUCGGCUCAGAAGCUGUUCAAUGGCGAGCCCCUGUCAAGUGCCGCAGGUCGACCGGGUGGGGUCGCCAGCCCCUUUGGAGCAGAGACUGGUGUGAAUGCCAACCCAUUUGGAGCAGGGACAGGGAUCAACCCAUUCCAAGGUGCGUCGUCGCCGUUUGGUAGUGGCACUGCUGCUGCUCCGGCAUCGUCGCCGUUUGGAAGCCAUGCAACGCAAGCAGCGACUCCGUUUGGAGGCGGAAGCAGCGGCACAGCGUUUGGAAGCGGAAGCACAGCGUCUGGCGGUGCUGCUGCAAGUCCGUUUGGUUCUACGACGGCAUUCGGUGCACCGUCGGCGGUCGGUGCAGGUAGCGGUGCGGCAUUUGGCGCAAGUGCUGCUGCCAAUCCGUUCGGAGGUGCUGCUGCCAAUCCGUUUGGAGGUGCUGCUGCCAACCCAUUUGGAGGUGCUGCAGCUACGUCUGUGUUCAGCAAACCGGCGACACCUGCAGGGAGUCCGUUUGGAGCGAACCCUACGUCCGCAUUUGGAGUGGCAACGCCGUCGUCUACAUCGCCGUUUAGUGGGCCUGCCACAGCCUUUGGCGAGAGCAGCACGAUGGGCACAGGUGUCGCGGGAUUCGGUCAGGACGCAGCGAGACCGGCAGCUUCACCGUUUGGUGGCAGCUCAGCGACGCCGGUAUCUUCACCUUUCGGUUCGUCGUUUGGCACACCUCCGGCCGUCACCCCAUUUGGCGGUACGCUGAGCACACCAGCAUCGGCUACCAGCCCUUUCGGUGGCGCCUCGUCGUCGAGUAACGCUACGAUCGCACCUUUUGGCGGGUCGUCAUCGGCAUUUGGCUCAUCGUCUGGCACCUCGACAGAGGCUGCGAAUCCAUUUGGAGCGCCUGCAUCGUUCAGCACAAGUUCCCCAUCCUCGUUUGCAGUGCCAUCCAGCAGUCCGUUCGGAGGCGUUCCAGCGCGUACAGCAAGUGCCAGCAAUGCCGUCGAAGCGCUUGGAAGCUCGGCAGUCGGUGCUCUACCUACGUCCAGCGGAUCCUCGACACCAUUGCCGCCUCCACUGACCCCACCAUCAAUACGUGGCCCACCUCCUGACGCUCGCGACGACGCUUGGAACGCAGAGCAGUUCCAGCGAGCAGAGUUCGCGUUGGGUAUGGUGCCGACUGUCCCGCCUCCACCACAGUUCUGCUAG